AUCGUUCUUACUAAACGAGGUCCGUGUCUACAACUACAAGCUAGCACCCGGAAAAGCAAGCACGCAAGAAAGAAAGAACAAUAUGCCCGCCAAGCUUCUCCGGACGCCCACCGCCCGGCGACGCCACCACUUGCCGGUGCUGCAUCUCGUUGCCGUCCUCCUGCUUGUGCCGCUCUCACGGCCGGCCUCGGCGUCGGCGUCGACGGUGGUCACCCACCUGCCAGGAUUCGAUGGCCCUCUCCCCUUCUACCUCGAAACCGGAUACGUGGGCGUGGAGGAGGAGACCGGGGCGGAGCUCUUCUACUACUUCGCCAAGUCGGAGCGGAGCCCCGGCACCGACCCCGUCAUCCUGUGGCUCACCGGCGGGCCUCGCUGCUCGGGCUUCAGCGGCUUCGCCUUCGAAGUUGGCCCCGUAAAGUAUGUGCGGGCGCCGUACACUGGAGUUUUGCCGCGGCUGGUACAGAACCCGCUGUCAUGGACCAAGAUGGCGAGCAUCAUCUUCCUGGAUUCGCCCGUCUGCUCGGGCUUCUCGUAUGCUCGUGACCCCAAAGGCUGCGAUGUCGGAGACUACUCGUCCUCUCUGCAAGUCCAAAGAUUCCUGAAUAAGUGGUUCACUCAUCACCCGCAGUACCUUUCAAAUCCUUUCUACCUUGGAGGAGAUUCAUACGCUGGAAAGGUGAUUCCACUUAUUGCAACAUACAUGUCACAAGAUUUACCAUCACAUAUGCAAAUAAGUUGACCUUUGCAACAGUAAAGGGUGGAGGUCAUACUGCUCCAGAGUACCAGCCUGAAGAAUGCUUUGCCAUGGCCCAAAGGUGGCUUGACAACAAGCCACUCUGAUACUUUGACAACACAAAAAUUUCUCUCUUAACACAAAUCCUUAUAUAUUUAAUUUGCUUCUCUCAAGCUGUAAAGAUGCAGUCAAUAGUGAUGUAAAAAAAUAGGAAUGUAUAUCAAACGGAAUUAUUUUUCUCUCCA
Triticum aestivum (bread wheat) is the source of this 978-nucleotide messenger RNA. Its product is annotated as serine carboxypeptidase-like 16. The transcript has 7 exons. Lineage: Eukaryota; Viridiplantae; Streptophyta; Magnoliopsida; Poales; Poaceae. Gene Ontology annotation, biological process: proteolysis; secondary metabolic process. The coding region runs from base 83 to 739 and encodes 218 amino acids. The record is from RefSeq and is a predicted model, not a curated record. Gene Ontology annotation, molecular function: acyltransferase activity, transferring groups other than amino-acyl groups; serine-type carboxypeptidase activity.